AGUCUCUGCUCCGAGGCCCGAAAGGUCUAAACCCAGUACCAAACCCUCGUCUCCUUCUUCCUUCCCGGCGCCGCACCGGAGAGCCGACAGAAGAGGGGAUCGACCGUCCGAUGUCGCUCUCCAAGCCGCUCUCCGCGCGCCGCCUCGUUCCGGCCCUCUUCCCGCUCGCCCACGCCGACCCCGCCUCCGCCGCGGCCUCCCGCCGGUCCCGCCGCCGCGGCGCCUUCGUCGCGACUCCCCCCUUGCCGCCGCCCUCCCCGAGCUCCGUGCGCCUCGCGGAGCCGCUCCCUUCGCUCGAGCCCUCCCGCCUCGCGCUCCACAACCGCAUCCUCGCGCUCCUCUCCUCCCCCGCCGGCAAUCCCGACCUCGCCGAGGCCGCGCUCCUCACCCGCCACGCGCUCCACUCCAACUGCCGCCCCUCAUCCUUCACCUGCGUCGCCGUCCUCGCCGCGCUCCUCCGCGCGCGCCGCCUCGAGGACUUCUUCGCGCUCCACCGGUUCGCGCUCCAGGCCGCCGUCCCACCCACCGCCGCCACCCACGCGCUCUACCUCUCCGCACUCGCCGCGCGACGCCUCCCCGACGCCGCGCUCCUCCACCUCCGCCACAUCGCCCGCCCUGGAUCCCCCGUGCCCCCCUCCCCAACGGCUUACCGCGUCGUCGUCAGGUGCCUCGUUGCGGACCAUGGCCGCCUCGCGGACGCCGUCGAGCUCAAGGAUGAGAUGCUCGCUUCCGGGUUCGUCGGGCCCGAUCCCCAGGUCUACAACCUUCUCAUGGCUGGGUUUGUGCAAGCCGGUGAUGGGGCCAAAGCCGUGGAGCUGUACCAAGAAUUGGAGCACAAGGUUGGGGAUGAGAUGAUUCUCGAUGGCAUCGUGUAUGGGAGCCUCAUGAAGGCCUACUUCCUUAUGGGAAUGGAGGAGAAGGCGAUGGAGUGCUACAAAGAGGUAAUCGGUGCGGAGUCGGAGGUGAGGUUUGGGACAGAGAGCUAUAAUGAGGUAGUGGAUGCGCUUGGGCAGAAUGGAAGGUUGGAAGAUGCACUUGAGCUGUUCGACAGAAUGCUUGGGGAGCAUAAUCCUCCGCUGAGGAUUGUGGUUAACGUGAGAAGCUUCAGUGUGAUGGUGGAUGCCUAUAGCGCCGCUGGGAGGUUUGAGGAUGCGAUUGCGGUGUUCAGGAGGAUGGGAGAGUGGAAGGUGGUACCCGAUGUAGCAGCAUAUAAUAAUUUGAUUCGGCAUCUCGGGCUUAAUCGGUUGGUAGAUGAGGCAGAGGUGCUCCACAAGGAGAUGGGCGAACAUAGUCUUGUUGCAGAUGAGGAAACAUACGUGCUGCUCAUGGAAGCAUGCUUUAGGGCUGAUCGCACCAAUGUUGGUAUCAGUUACUUCGACAAAAUGGUCGAGUUGGAGUUGAAGCCUGAUGCAUCUGCAUAUCAUGAACUUGUCGAUGGCUUGGUCGGUUUAAAUAUGCUUGACAAGGCUCAGGAGUACUUUGAUCAAAUGAGGGAGAAUGGAAUUGACCCAACCAUUUCAACCUAUGAGACACUGCUAAAGGCAUAUGUUGGCAUGAUGCAGUUGGAUGAUGCAGCAAAGGUAGCAAAGUGUAUUCUUUUAGAUGAGAAGGUGAUUUUCAGAGAUGAGAUGAGGGAGCUUUUGGAAUCUGCAUUGCGUAGAGAGGGCAGGGAUGAUGACAUUGCAAAGCUGUAUGAGGACGUGGAGAGGGAGAAAGCCGAAGCAGCAGCGCAGGCAGCAGAAGAGAAGGCGAGGGCGGAAGCUCUUGCCAGGGAAGAGAGGGAUGCGAGGAGGGCAGAGAUUGCUGCUAAGGAUGAGGCUGCAGCUAAAGCUAGUGCUGCUGCCAUUGAAGCUAUCCUUGGCCAUAGAAGGAAAACUGAGGGUCAGACGGAAGGAGCUGCAUCUCUUCCAAACACCCUGGACAGUGGGCUUCUCAGUAAGCUAGGCAUCAGGUCAGUUGGAGAAACCACACCUCAAGGCACUCCGCCGAGUACCGAAACAAAAAUAGGAGAUGUGCAGGAACAGUCUGGAGAAGUUGCGCCUCAAGGCACUCUGCUGAGUACCGAAACAAAAGGAGAUAGGCAGGAACAAGCUGGGGAAGUCACGCCUCAAGGCACUCCGCUAAGUACCAAAAUGAAAGGAGAUGAACAGCAACAAUUUUGAUGACCACUAGCCAUCAGUUCCCACUUUUGUUUUGAGCACUAAAUCAUAGGCUGUAGCAUGUAGCCCCAUAUCGGUUCCAAGAGCAUUAAUAGUUCAACUUUGGUGAAAUUACUGUCUCAAGUUGGGACUCUGUAACUUCAUUGAUGCUUAUAAUAGAUUGAUAACCAUGGAAUUUUGAUUGAUAAUCAUAGGAAGU
Brachypodium distachyon (stiff brome) is the source of this 2358-nucleotide messenger RNA. Its product is annotated as pentatricopeptide repeat-containing protein At3g49240, mitochondrial. The coding region runs from base 111 to 2162 and encodes 683 amino acids. The transcript has a single exon. Gene Ontology annotation, cellular component: chloroplast. Gene Ontology annotation, molecular function: protein binding. The record is from RefSeq and is a predicted model, not a curated record. NCBI's taxonomy places the organism in Eukaryota, Viridiplantae, Streptophyta, Magnoliopsida, Poales, Poaceae.